AUGACUGGGCUACUUUCCGCGCCUCCUGAUUUCGAGAGAAGAGUAUUCGGCAUCUUCGAGCGAUAUAGUCAAGAUUCUAAAGGCCGAGGCUGGGACUACAACCCUGAAAACUACAACGCGCGAAUCGAAGCAAUCUCCCCAGGAUCCGGAUCGAGCGACAGUUCUCCCCCCUCAGUGGCCUUUCGCUUCAUCGUGACGGAGGAUAUGUGUAACUACACUCACCACCUUCAUGGCGGAUGCGUGACCACCAUCCUCGAUACACUCAGCUCCAUUUUUCUGGUCGCAUUGUCCAAACCAGGCCUCUACUCGCUAGGAGGUGUCAGCCGCCACCUGCACACCACUUAUUUGCGACCUAUCCCGGUGGGUAAAGAGGUACGCCUCGUAUGUAGUCUGAAGCAUGCGGGCAAGAAACUGGUUUUGUUGAAGGCGAACUUGUACAGAGUGGAUGACGAUAGGCUCUGUGUGAUUGGGAUCAAUGAAAAGGCGAACACGGAUCCUCCUAGGGAAUCUAAAAUUUAA
Molecule: messenger RNA, 519 nt
Organism: Aspergillus affinis
Lineage: Eukaryota; Fungi; Ascomycota; Eurotiomycetes; Eurotiales; Aspergillaceae
Product: PaaI family thioesterase
Exons: 2
Coding region: 1-519 (172 amino acids)
Molecular function (GO): fatty acyl-CoA hydrolase activity
Source: RefSeq, a predicted model, not a curated record